Paraphaeosphaeria sporulosa is the source of this 1195-nucleotide messenger RNA. RefSeq names its product alpha/beta-hydrolase. The coding region runs from base 123 to 1046 and encodes 307 amino acids. Gene Ontology annotation, molecular function: lipase activity. The record is from RefSeq and is a predicted model, not a curated record. The transcript is spliced from 5 exons. Lineage: Eukaryota; Fungi; Ascomycota; Dothideomycetes; Pleosporales; Didymosphaeriaceae. Gene Ontology annotation, cellular component: membrane.
GCUGCAGGCGGCGGACGCCCGGCGCUCUUAUACCAAGUCUUGUGUAUUUGUCACUUGUCUUUGUAUCAUAGCUGCAAUACCCCCUUUGUCUCAUCGUGCCUGUUUAGUGGCCCGUUUUCAUAAUGUCCGUAGAGGAAGGCUGGCACACGGUGGAGGACGGCAAGAAGCUGUACACAAAGACGUGGAAGACGAAUGGUCCUGCCAAAGCUCGCCUGGUAUUUAUACAUGGUUUCAGCGAUCAUUGCAAUGCCUACAACCAAUUCUUUCCCACGUUGGCCUCGAAGGGUAUCGAAGUCUAUGCGUUCGACCAGAGAGGAUGGGGCCGCUCAGUUGCAAAGCCGUCCGAGAGGGGCCACACCGGUCCAACCUCCAAAGUGCUUGACGAUAUUACUUCUUUCCUCAGAACAGUCAUCCCAUGCCCCAUUCCUCUAUUUCUCAUGGGCCACUCCAUGGGCGGUGGAGAAGUGCUUCUUUACAUGUCAACCGGGCCAGCUGAGAUACGCAAGCACAUUCGUGGUUAUCUCUUAGAAUCGCCAUUUAUCGACUUUGACCCAAAGUCAAAACCUUCAUCGAUCACCGUAAUCCUCGGCCGACUGGCUGGAAAGGUGUUGCCGCAUCAUCAAUUGACCAACCCACUUGAUGUCACACUCAUCACGCGCGACCCAGCAGUGCAGAAACAAUUCACUGAAGACGAGCUUUGCCAUGACACCGGCACUCUUCAGGGUCUCGCUGGAAUGCUGGACAGGACCGCAGACCUCGCCGGUGGCAAGGUUAAGAUUGGCGAUGAUGCAGGCGAGGGCGGUGUUACGAGGGUGUGGAUAGGCCACGGUGACAAAGAUGGCAUCACCAACUACCAAGCAACAAAAACUCUCGUAGAGCGGCUUCCAGUGAAGGACAAAGAGUUCAAGACAUAUGCCGGAUGCUACCAUAGAUUGCAUGACGAGCCGAGUCCCGAUAAGGAGGUGUUUGUAGACGAUGUCGCCAACUGGGUACUGUCGCGCUCUGAAGACCCAGUGCAAGUGGAGGAUUCCAAGCCUAAGCUGUGAGCUCUUGUUGCGAAUAGAUACCACCCAAACCCAUCUAGAUUGUUGCCAAGAGUAGCUGUACCUGGUCAAAUGCGGUGCAUCGCAAAACCCCUACUUGAAACAGAAACUUUGAGGCGGAGUGCUUUUAACGUAUGCAUGCAUCCACACGC